AUUAUAUAUUUUUAUUAUAUAGUAUGAAUUAUAUGAAGUUCAAGCGAGAUCUGCUCCCGAACCUUUCCAUUGAGAGAAGUGAAUUUACACUAGAUCCAAUUCAGAAAACUUAGCUUUAUUCUUAAUUCAUUCAAAGCCUUACUUUCUUGAAUUCUACCCUUUUUUUUACUUACUAAAACUGCCUAGGGUUUCUGGAUAGCUUACCUAAACCAAGAAUUGGAAAUAUAUUUUAGUUAAGUAUAUUUAGAGAUUAGAUCUCUUUUAUUUCUUUAUUGUAGCCGUAAUUUCCCUAAAUUAUGUGUUAGAUCUGUGAAUUUCCAGCCAAACUGAGUAUUUGACUGACCAUUUUGAGAUCUCUCUCAUCUCUGAAACCCUAAAAUCAGCCAUUUCAGCCGCCUGCGCAUGUAUUUUGUCUCCCUUUCAACUCGAAAAUUAGAAGCGGUGGAAGAAUAUGGCGUCGUCAUCAAAUUCUCCGUGUGCAGCCUGCAAAUUUCUGAGACGAAAAUGUCAACCGGAGUGUGUGUUUGCACCGUAUUUUCCACCGGAUCAGCCGCAGAAAUUCGCCAACGUACACAAAGUGUUCGGAGCAAGUAAUGUGACCAAGUUGCUAAACGAGUUGCACCCGUCCCAGCGAGAGGACGCCGUGAAUUCCUUAGCAUAUGAGGCGGACAUGCGGCUGAGAGACCCGGUGUACGGCUGCGUCGGAGUAAUAUCUCUCCUCCAACACCAGCUCCGGCAGCUUCAGAUGGAUCUCACCUGUGCAAAAUCUGAGCUAUCAAAAUAUCAGAACCUAGGAAUCACUGGCCAUGCUGGUCUCUUUGCAGCAGCGGCCGCCGCAGCCACAGCCACCCACCACCAUCCCCAGAAUCUCGGGAUCAAUCUCAUCGGAGGCGGCGGCGGUGGAAGGGACCACCACUUCCACCACCAAUUCUUUCCUCAUCAGCAAGCGCAGAUGAUGAGAAGCUUUGAUGCAGCUGCCAACACAUAUGAUCUUGCUAUGAAUGUCUCUGCAAGUAUAGGUCAACUGAGUCAGUUCCAGCAACCGAGAGCCGCCGCCGCCGAUGACCGUCGCACCACCAUUGACCCCUCUUAAUUUACUAGUAAUAUUUAAUUGUCAUGUAAGUUUGGUUUUUUCAUCUCCUGCUCUUACCAAUUUUCUUGUUAUCAUUAUAUACUCAUAUAGUAGUAUAAGCAUGGCUUAUACUUGAUUUGGACUAUCAUCAUAAUUUAGCAUAAAAACAUAUUAAUUUCUCAAAUUGAAUCUAAAAA
This is a messenger RNA of Mercurialis annua (annual mercury), 1269 nucleotides long. Its product is annotated as protein ASYMMETRIC LEAVES 2. The transcript is spliced from 2 exons. The record is from RefSeq and is a predicted model, not a curated record. Lineage: Eukaryota; Viridiplantae; Streptophyta; Magnoliopsida; Malpighiales; Euphorbiaceae. Bases 452 to 1093 code for a protein of 213 amino acids.